AUGCAGACAUCGGUCGCCGGAUCCAGUCUAUGGUUAGCCGAGUGGUCGGACGCCACCGAACGCGGGGACACGAGAACCGCUUAUUAUCUGGGAAUCUAUGGAGUGUUGGGUCUAAUCCAAGCGGUGUUUGUAACGUACGGCUGGUAUGCUAUGACUCGGGGCAACAUAAAAGCGGCCAAAUCCUUGCACCAGAAGAUGUUGGAGCAGAUACUCCACUCUCCCAUGUCUUUCUUCGAUACCACACCACUCGGAAGAAUACUCAAUAGAUUUAGUAAAGAUGUGGACACUUGUGAUGCCACACUUCAACAGACUAUAAGGGUUGUGCUCACCUGUGGGUUUACCACUAUAUCCACAUUAGUUAUCAUUUCCGUGGACGGUGUGAACGAGCAAUUCAUCAAAGAGUCUGAUGACAGACUGGAUCUGAAUAACGCCUGUUUCUACCCCAAUGUGGCGGCCAAUCGAUGGCUGUCCAUACGGCUGGAAAUG
Oppiella nova is the source of this 486-nucleotide messenger RNA. The record is from the annotation of a GenBank genome assembly. Lineage: Eukaryota; Metazoa; Arthropoda; Arachnida; Sarcoptiformes; Oppiidae.